Punica granatum (pomegranate) is the source of this 1521-nucleotide messenger RNA. The record is from RefSeq and is a predicted model, not a curated record. Lineage: Eukaryota; Viridiplantae; Streptophyta; Magnoliopsida; Myrtales; Lythraceae.
UCCGAUAUCGCAUAUGGCCGAGUCGUUCUCCGAGUUUCCGAGUCAGCUCGGCCCAAUCCUCGAUCCCCUCGCGUCUGCCGGGUCUGAUCGCACCAGAACUGCCGAUUCUCCGCCCGUCGACGGCGAACUCUCCCGGCCGAUCCGCCUUGAAGCCGCUUCUGGAGCUGACAAAUAUGUGAUCUCUGCUGAAGAGCAGGAGCAGGCUCUUCGGCAACUCGAGGAGGAGCUUGAUGAUGCGACAACAUCCGUGGAGCGGCUGAACGCUGCUCUGAAAGAGAAGGAUGAAAGGAAAGCUCAUGUCCUCAAUGAAUUGAACCGCUUGCGUGAGAAAAUUAGGGACGCUGGUGCUGAUUCUGUGGUUGAGAAGUUAAUGCUGCUUCUUCGGUCAGUGAAGGCUUUGGAAAGGCAAGAAUUUGCUCUCAAGUCUAACUUUGAUGCGAAACAUGCCGAAUUGGAGGCAGAGAUUUGUGAGCUGGAAGCAAAAGCAUCAAAUGAUUAUGAUGAUAAGUCUUUGCACGAUGGUUUGGAUCAUUCUAUAGGCACGGCAUCGGAGAACUUGCACUUAGCAAAGAAGGAACUUGCUGCUAGGUUGCGGGCAGUGCUAUCUUUAAAACGACAGCUUGAUGAUGUGCCGACACCAUCGGAGCUAACUCAGUAUAAGUGCCGAUUGGCCGAACUAAACACGAAUAUUGGGGAAAAGGAUAGACAAACACGGAAAUUCUAUUCAACCUAUAAUGCGCUUCUGGAGAUUAAAGAAUUAAUGCUGAAAGAGAUAUCAUUGCUGAACUCGAUUAAUUCUCAAUUUCAAGAUGCAAUAGCUAGUACUGCUGGUCAGAUGAAACUUAUUGACUCCAUGGAAGGAAUUCUGAAAGGCAUUAAACAGAAGCUAGAAAAGAUGCAAGUUGGGCUUCAAGCAGAUCAGAAGAUCUGUGACACUCUCAGGGAGAGGUAUGUGGCAGCAGUUGCUGACCAAAGGCACAGUUUUACCAUGUCAAAAGCUUUACAGCUGCUGUUCCAAAUCCUAGUCUACACAGUUGUUCAUCGACUUUCCGAAUCCCCAGGAGCAACGUGCAAGGAAUGAGAGACUUCGGAGUGAAGUUCUGUCCCAAAGCAACGAUGAGACUUGAAAGCAAGAGCAGUAUCCGAGUUGUCAGGGAAAUUGCUCCUUGGAAACGUUCGAGAUGGUAAGAUUACAGAGGGAGUGAGUAUCAGGAACAUGGGGUUAUCAGUUGCCGGGUCUGAACUGGCGGUAAGCGUGACUUGGACAUUGACAUCUGUAUCGAGACAUAUUGUUGUGGAUAAAAUAAAAGAUAAUCUAGAGAUCCAUAUGGAGACAUUUUCACGGACAAAGGAUUUCUCUAUCACGAAGAUGAUGUCGAUGAUUGUCCCCAUCUGGUAUAGCAGGAUUGCUUGUUAUUAAGGGCAAGUAAAAUGUGGAACCAUUUGUUUUCUUACCUAUAGCAACAUUUAAAAUAUGCCUUUACUAUUCCGAUGUCCUCAGCAACAACGCCAAAUUGUGCA